Bicyclus anynana (squinting bush brown) is the source of this 2505-nucleotide messenger RNA. It is a transcript of the gene hay, whose product is annotated as general transcription and DNA repair factor IIH helicase subunit XPB. The coding region runs from base 166 to 2505 and encodes 779 amino acids. NCBI's taxonomy places the organism in Eukaryota, Metazoa, Arthropoda, Insecta, Lepidoptera, Nymphalidae. The transcript has 15 exons. Gene Ontology annotation, biological process: nucleotide-excision repair; transcription initiation at RNA polymerase II promoter. The record is from RefSeq and is a predicted model, not a curated record. Gene Ontology annotation, molecular function: ATP binding; hydrolase activity; 3'-5' DNA helicase activity. Gene Ontology annotation, cellular component: transcription factor TFIIH holo complex; nucleotide-excision repair factor 3 complex; transcription preinitiation complex.
GCAUUGCAAGUCAAAAAUGAGGAAAAGAAAUUAUAUUUUUGUUUAAAAAUUAAUAAAUAAGUUUAAUUAAAUUUUGAUUGGAAGAUUAAGAAAGUGUUUUAAGAUAUCAUAAGAGAGGCAAAACGUUUGUAACAAUUGUAUAAGUAUAAAAAAAUACACAAGAAUAUGGGUCCACCAAAAAAAUUUAGAAAAUAUGAUUCAAAAGCGGGAAGCGAUAGAUCAGGAAAGAAAAAAAAAGUAGAAGAAGAUGUAACAAUAGAUUUGGUGGAAGAUGACAACGGUGAGAAUGCAGGAGUACCGGGUGCUGCCAUGCAAGAUGCUGAGAAAAAUGACCAGGUCCCUGAAGAUGAAUUUGGUGCCAAAGAUUACAGAUCCCAAAUGGAAUUGAAACCAGACAAUACGAGUCGUCCACUCUGGGUUGCACCCAACGGCCAUAUUUUCCUCGAGUCAUUCUCACCAGUUUACAAACAUGCCCAUGACUUCUUGAUAGCCAUAGCUGAACCUGUUUCUAGACCUCAACACAUACACGAGUAUAAACUGACAGCAUACAGUUUAUAUGCAGCUGUGUCGGUGGGUCUACAGACCAACGACAUUGUGGAAUACUUGCAGAGGCUUAGCAAGUGUGCUGUGCCCGCCGGCAUCAUAGAGUUCAUUCAGCUCUGUACAUUGUCGUAUGGGAAAGUGAAGCUUGUUCUUAAACAUAAUAGGUAUUUAGUAGAGAGCAAACACGUAGAAGUGCUUCAGAAGCUUCUGAAAGACCCAGUGAUCCAACAGUGCCGGCUGAGGCGUGACGGUGACGAAGAGCUGCUUGCUUCAGCCCUGCCCAACAAACCGACCACUGCACUCGCUAGCAAACCCGGUGAAGAGAAGCCCGCGAACGGGGCUGUCCCAGAAGACAUCAGCCAGUUCUACCAGCAGCUUGACAAGGAUGACGAGGAAGACGAGACCACUGACAUCACAGCUAAGAACUCUGCUGUUGCAUUCGAAGUUGAUCCUGACAAAAUUGAGGUGAUACAAAAGCGAUGCAUAGAGUUGGAAUAUCCAUUGCUAGCGGAGUACGAUUUCCGCAACGACACAAUCAAUCCUGACAUCAACAUUGACUUGAAGCCCACCGCGGUGCUGCGACCCUACCAAGAGAAGAGUUUACGCAAGAUGUUCGGAAAUGGACGAGCUAGAUCUGGGGUGAUAGUGCUGCCUUGCGGCGCGGGCAAGUCGCUAGUGGGCGUGACGGCGGUGUGCACGGUGCGCAAGCGCGCGCUCGUGCUGUGCAACUCUGGCGUGUCGGUGGAGCAGUGGAAGCAGCAGUUCAAGUGCUGGUCCACGGCGGACGACAGCAUGAUUUGUCGCUUUACAUCGGAAGCCAAGGACAAGCCGAUGGGUGCAGGCAUCCUGAUCACCACGUACUCCAUGAUCACGCAUGGGCAGCGGCGCUCGUGGGAGGCCGAGCAGACCAUGAAGUGGCUGCAGGCGCAGGAGUGGGGCGUGGUGGUGCUGGACGAGGUGCACACCAUCCCCGCCAAGAUGUUCCGUCGCGUGCUCACCAUUGUGCACUCACACGCCAAGCUAGGAUUAACAGCAACAUUACUGCGUGAGGACGACAAGAUCGCAGAUCUGAACUUCCUGAUCGGACCCAAGCUGUACGAGGCGAACUGGCUGGAGCUGCAGGCGCACGGCUACAUCGCGCGCGUGCAGUGCGCCGAGGUGUGGUGCCCCAUGAUGCCGGAGUUCUACCGCGAGUACCUCGUGCAGAAAAUAAACAAGAGGAUGCUACUUUACGUAAUGAACCCGUCCAAAUUUCGCGCGUGCCAGUUCCUAGUCCGAUACCACGAGAGACGUGGAGACAAGACGAUAGUAUUCUCGGACAACGUGUUCGCCCUUCGUCACUACGCGGUGAAGAUGAACAAGCCGUACAUCUACGGGCCCACGUCGCAGAACGAGAGGAUACAGAUCCUGCAGAACUUCAAGUUUAACCCGAAAGUGAACACGAUAUUCGUGAGCAAAGUCGCUGACACGAGUUUCGACUUGCCAGAGGCGAAUGUGCUCAUUCAGAUCUCUUCGCACGGUGGCUCCAGGCGACAGGAAGCGCAGCGAUUGGGUCGAAUUUUGAGAGCCAAAAAAGGCGCGCUGGCCGAGGAGUACAACGCGUUUUUCUACACGCUCGUGUCGCAGGACACGCUGGAGAUGGCGUACAGUCGCAAGCGGCAGCGGUUCCUCGUCAACCAGGGCUAUAGUUACAAGGUGAUCACAGAAUUGAAAGGAAUGGAUCAAGAGCCGGACAUGUUUUACGGAACAAGGGAGGAACAGGGCAUGUUGUUGCAACAGGUACUGGCGGCGUCAGAAACGGACUGCGAGGAGGAGCGCGAGGGUGUGGCGGGCAGCGCGGGGGGUGCGGCGCGGCGCGCGGGCGGCAGUCUGGCGUCGCUCGCCGGCGCCGACGACGCGCUCUACCUCGAGCACCGCCGCUCGUACAACAAACAUCCGCUCUUCAAGAAGUUCCGAUACUGA